Messenger RNA from Capsella rubella, 2856 nucleotides. RefSeq names its product probable disease resistance protein At4g33300. The transcript has 5 exons. Gene Ontology annotation, biological process: defense response to fungus. Gene Ontology annotation, molecular function: ADP binding. Lineage: Eukaryota; Viridiplantae; Streptophyta; Magnoliopsida; Brassicales; Brassicaceae. Bases 234 to 2684 code for a protein of 816 amino acids. The record is from RefSeq and is a predicted model, not a curated record.
UUCUCAAUUUGUUUGUUCCGGGAAGAAGUCUUCUCACUUCGUUCCGUCGUUCGCAGUUUCCACAAUUUAACAAUAGCCAAUGGAUUAUGAUGAGGUUGGCACUUUCACUGUCAUUGCGAAUUGCUUGGAAUUUUCAACCGCUGCAGUUGUCCCUCUUUAUAUUUUAGAUCCCCUCUCUCUCUCUCUCUCUCUCUCUCUCUCUCUCUCUCUCUUUCUCUCUUGAGCUCGUCAGAAUGGCCGUCACCGAUUUUUUCGUGGGUGAAAUAGCGACGGAGCUCCUAAAGCAGCUGUUUAUGUUAUCUGCCAAGGCAUGCCGUUACAAAGGCACCGCCGACAAGCUCAUAAGCAUGAUCAAGGAUAUUCAACCGACGAUCAAGGAGAUCCAGUUCGGCGGCGUGGAGCUGCCUGCUCAUCGCCAGGCUCAAAUCCGUAUGCUCUCUGAAACCCUAGAGAAGGGCAAGAAACUCACGGAUAACUGCAUAAACUGCCGCCGCUGGAACAUUGGUCGACAGAUAUACCUUGUUAAGAAAAUGGAGAAGCUCGAGAAGACGAUCGAUGCUUUCUAUAGGGGUCCCAUUUUGACUAACAUUCUCGCCGAUAUUCAUCUUCUCCGGGCCACUUCCGAUGUGCGUUUGGAUCGUGUUGACAGGAGUCUCGAGAGGGUGAUUGAGCAAGUGGGUUCCAUGAAAAUUGGGGGCGGAGGGUUGAUUAGAGAGGCGAUGAAGAGAGCCGAGGCUAUGGAGAUUGAGACCAACGACGAUUUGGAGAAAUUUGGGGUUGGCUUGGAAUUGGGAAAGAUCAAGGUCAAGAGGAUGAUCUUCCAAGCUCAAGGAGGGGUUUUUGGCAUCAGCGGGAUGGGCGGUGUUGGUAAAACCACUCUUGCCAGAGAGCUUGAAAGGGACAAUGAAGUCCGAUGUCACUUCGAGAACCGGAUCUUGUUUCUGACUGUUUCACAAUCUCCGCUUCUUGAUGAGCUGAGGGCACAUAUAUGGGGUUUUUUAUCUGGUUGUGAAGAUGUAAAUCCUGUUCCAGACUGCAAUAUCCUAUUUGAGGGCGCUCGGAAGCUCGUGAUUCUUGAUGAUGUUUGGACCACACAAGCUCUGGACCGCCUUACGUCCUUUAAGAUUCCUGGUUGCACAACUCUUGUGGUCUCACGAUCCAAACUCACUGAGCCUAAAUCCACUUAUGAUGUCGAAGUACUAAGUGAAGAUGAAGCAAUCUCUCUCUUCUGUCUCUGUGCAUUCGGUCACAAAUCUGUCCCUUCUGGUUUCUGCAGCAAUCUGGUUAAGCAGGUUGCUAAUGAGUGUAAGGGUUUACCUUUGGCUCUCAAAGUUACAGGCGCUUCAUUAAAUGGCAAACCCGAAAAAUAUUGGCAGGGCGUAUUGCAGAGGUUAUCAAGAGGUGAACCUGCUGAUGAAAGUCACGAGAGUAGAUUGCUUAAUCAAAUGGAAGCUAGUCUGGAAAAUCUCGACCAAACAACCAAAGAGUGUUUCUUGGAUCUUGGCGCAUUCCCUGAAGACAGGAAGAUUCCUCUUGAUGUUCUCAUCAACAUGUGGAUUGAGAUACAUGAUAUAGAGGAAGGGAAUGCUUUUGCCAUUCUUGUUGAUUUGUCACACAAGAAUCUCCUUACUCUUGGGAAGGAUCCACGGCUUGGCUCUUUGUACGCAAGCCACUAUGAUAUAUUUGUGACACAGCAUGAUGUUCUGCGAGAUCUAGCACUUCAUCUUAGCAACAUAGGGAAAGUAAACAGAAGAAAGCGGUUGCUGAUGCCAAAAAGAGAGUUAGAGCUCCCAAGAGAAUGGGAAAGGAACAGUGAUGAGGAAUACAAAGCCCAGAUUGUCUCUAUCAAUACUGGGGAAAUGAAUGAAAUGCAAUGGUUUGACAUGGAGUUUCCCAAGGCAGAGAUUCUAAUACUGAAUUUCUCUUCAGACAAAUAUAUUCUUCCGCCUUUUAUUGCAAAGAUGAGCCGGCUUAGGGUCCUAGUGAUUAUCAACAACGGCAUGUCCCCUACAGCUCUCCACGACUUUUCAAUAUUUGCCAAUUUGUCGAAAUUAAGGAGUCUCUGGCUCGAGAGGGUUCAUGUCCCUGAACUCUCCAAUGCAACCAUUCCCUUAAAAUAUCUCCACAAGAUGUCUCUGAUUCUGUGCAAGAUCAAUAACAGUUUUGAUCAAACCGGAGUUGAUGUCUCCAAUAUUUUCCCAAACAUGGGUGAUCUAACGAUCGAUCACUGUGAUGAUCUCGUGGCACUACCUUCAAGCAUCUGUGGACUGGCCUCUCUUAAUUCCUUGAGCAUAACGAAUUGCCCACGCCUCAGUGAAUUGCCCAAAAACCUCAGUAAGCUACAAGAUCUUGAACUUCUAAGGCUAUAUGCUUGCCCCGAGUUAAAGGCAUUGCCUGGAGAAAUCUGUGAGCUGACCGGGCUUAAGUACCUCGACAUCUCACAAUGUGUCAGCCUGAGUUGUCUUCCAGAGGAGAUAGGAAAGUUAACGAAGCUUGAGAAGAUCGACAUGAGAGAAUGUUGUUUCUCCGGUAGACCAAGGUCUGCUGUUUCAUUGAAGUCUCUACGCCAUGUAAUAUGCGAUACAGACGUUGCAUUUAUGUGGGACGAAGUUAAGAAGGCCGUUCCAGGGUUGAAGAUCGAAGCUGCUGAGAAAUGUUUCAGUCUAGAUUGGCUCGAUGAGUAGUAAAUGAAUCGUAAACCCUCUUGUAUAAAUUGUAAACUCAGAGUCGGUAAACCCGAUUGUAUAAAGUGUAAACUCAUUGUCAGAGUCAAUAUAGUUAAACAAAUUGUACAUAACAAUAAACCAGAGAACUUGUUACUUGCCCCCACAAUGUAAAUAAUUCCUAAAUUCAAUU